GCUGCGACAAGCGGUGGACGGUGAUUAACGGUGAACUUAAUAUUUAUCUGCGACCGUCCAUGUAAACAGUACAAAUAUAUGUUUGAAACAUGAAGACGUUUGUUUUGUUGUGCUCAGUGAUUUCGAUAGUGAGCCCCAAAAUAAUUGAUUUAUCGUCCAGCAAAAAUGUUUCGUGGAGUUUUGUGAAUAAUAACAGAACUAUCACGGGUAAGGCGACGGUGCCGGGCGGUAUUUACUCUGACUUGCAUUCCGCUGGUAUUAUUGGAGACAUCCUGUCGGAAGACAAUGAUGUGCGCACGCGUUGGGUCGCUUAUGACGUAUGGUCGUACACAGCCAAGUUUAAUAUUUCAAGCAAAGACUUGCAGGCCAAAGUUAUACAUUUGGUGUUCGAGGGGUUGGAUACAUCGGGUUUCAUAACACUCAAUAAACACAUACCAAUUGGCUCUUUCAAUAAUAUGUUCGUGCGAUACGUUUUUGAUAUUAAAGAUAAACUGCAGGAAGGUGAGAACGAGUUGUAUGUGUCAUUCCUGUCGCCGGUGGUGGCAGCGCUGAUUCGCUCUAACAAAGUGUUCGCGGCACCUGACUGCGUACCCGCGGUGUACAACGGAGAGUGUCACGCUAACCAGCUCAGGAAGAUGCAAGCUUCCUUUGGAUGGGAUUGGGGACCUGCUUUUCCUUCAGUUGGAAUUUGGAGGCCAGUUUACAUCGAACUAUACAAUGGCGCGAUAAUAAGAUCAGUUACAACUCACAUCACCAAAGUAGGUUCGAAGUGGGACUUGCGAUUAAAAGUAUACUUGGAGUCGAGUCAGAACAGAACUUUGUUAGCUGGAGUACUGAGCGCUUCGUUACAAGUCGAAGGUAAACAAACGCUGAGGAAGUGGACGCAAGUCAAUGCAACGACCGCGGCUGACGGAACAUUAGUUGUAGAGCUCAGUCUUAACGUCAGCGACAAUGUAGUCAGGCUUUGGUGGCCAAAUGGAUAUGGAGAACAGCCUCUGUAUAAGUUGAAGUUACAAUUUACUUCGGAUUCCGAUAUGGACAAUCCGUCUUAUAAAACAAUCAAUGUGGGAUUCCGAACUGUCGAGUUGGUUGAGUCUGACGCAUCUGAAAUAUUAGGCAACGGAACCGCCGGGCGUGGUCUAACAUUCUAUUUUAAGGUCAACGACCACCCACUCUUUAUGAAGGGUUCUAACUGGAUACCAUCAAAUAUUCUUCCUGAAUUAGGAGAAAGUCAAAAGAAUGUUGUGGACAACCUGUUAAAGGCUGCUCGUGAUGUGAACAUGGCGAUGCUACGUGUGUGGGGCGGCGGCGUCUAUGAGUCUGACUACUUCUAUGACAAGUGCGAUGAACUCGGAAUACUUAUUUGGCAAGACUUCCUCUUCGCUUGCUCCAUGUAUCCCACUGAUAAUUAUUUUAUUAGCUCGGUGCGAGAGGAAAUUGAACAGAACGUAUUGCGUCUCCAGCACCAUCCAUCGAUAGCCGUCUGGGCUGGGAACAAUGAAAACGAAGUAGCACUAAGAGGCAACUGGUAUGACACCUACCCCUUAUUUGAUAAAUAUAAAACUGAAUACAUUAAACUGUACGUGGAUACAAUCAAACCGAUUGUCGAAGACUUGGACCCUGGGAGGCGUUACUUAGUUUCCAGCCCAUCGAAUGGUCGAGAGUCUGAACGAGAGAACUACAUAGCAACAAAUCCGUAUGACCCACAUUACGGAGACACGCACUACUACAACUAUUUCGCCGACAACUGGGACAUGGAUACUUACCCCAAAACGAGGUUUGCAUCCGAAUAUGGCUUCCAAUCAAUGCCAUCGCUGAAAACUAUGAGAACAGCGACAAAUAAGGACGAAGAUUUCCACGUGCGUAGUAAAUACUCUGAACAUAGACAACAUAGUCCAAACGGCUAUAGUUAUAUCGAAGCGCAAAUUACUAGGCGUAUGAAAUUAAAAGAAGACGAUCCAAAGUAUUUCGAAAAGUUCGUGUUUUAUAGCCAGAUAUCUCAAGCGAUGGCAAUAAAGACCGAGACAGAACUGUACCGACAAGAUCAAGCCAAUUGGUAUACAAUGGGCGCACUUUACUGGCAACUGAACGAUGUUUGGCAAGCGCCCUCGUGGUCUGGAAUCGAAUACGGCGGCAAAUGGAAGAUGUUGCACUACUUUGCCAAAUCGUUCUUCGCGCCUGUUCUCGUAUCACCCCGUUUGUGUUCUGGGGACGACAUCGAAGUGUACCUCAUAAACGAUAGAUUUGUACCGAUAACAGAUGCCUGGAUCACUGUAGACAUAUACAAUUGGAAAAGCGUAGGCCCAAUUAGCACCAGACAAUUUCCUGCACAAGCCAACCCACUGAGCUCAAAAUUACAAGAGAAUGCAGACGUUCAUUUAAGGGACUACAAUAAGGAAGAAGUAUUUGUCAGGUUCACUUUGCAAGCGCAGGGUGUGAAGUCACCGCCGAACUAUAUAUUCCCCGUGGCUUUGAAAUCAGUAGUGGGUUUGCAGACGCCCAAUAUUCAGAUACUUGUGUCAAACUUAGUAACACGUCGAAACCACGAUCGUCUGGAAUAUGCUGUAAAUAUAAGAGUUGAUACUGUUGUACCAUUCCUAUGGUUAGAUACCGAUAUUGAAGGUCGGUUUGAAGAAAACGGACUCAUUGUUACGGAACCGCAAAGCGUCGUAAAAUUCUUGUGCAACAAACACGUGUCACCGAGGGUCCUACAGAAAUCUAUAACACAUCAAUAUUACGUAAACUGAUGUUCUGAAUAAAUAUUCACAAAUACACGGAACACAAA
Helicoverpa zea (corn earworm) is the source of this 2785-nucleotide messenger RNA. It is a transcript of the gene beta-Man, whose product is annotated as beta-mannosidase. The transcript is spliced from 12 exons. The record is from RefSeq and is a predicted model, not a curated record. Gene Ontology annotation, biological process: glycoprotein catabolic process. Bases 90 to 2747 code for a protein of 885 amino acids. Gene Ontology annotation, molecular function: beta-mannosidase activity. Lineage: Eukaryota; Metazoa; Arthropoda; Insecta; Lepidoptera; Noctuidae.